Molecule: messenger RNA, 807 nt
Organism: Cavia porcellus (domestic guinea pig)
Lineage: Eukaryota; Metazoa; Chordata; Mammalia; Rodentia; Caviidae
Gene: Pfdn1
Product: prefoldin subunit 1
Exons: 4
Coding region: 1-492 (163 amino acids)
Biological process (GO): protein folding
Cellular component (GO): prefoldin complex; cytoplasm
Molecular function (GO): protein folding chaperone
Source: RefSeq, a predicted model, not a curated record
AUGCCUGGCUCAUGCGCAGGCGCAGAAGGAAUCUGUCGCUCCAUCCUCAGGGCGCGCCCUUCACCCCUUACCCCCUCCCUUUCCGGCCUUCUUCCAAUGCGCAGGCGCAUAGAGUGUACCAACAUGGCGGCCCCCGUGGAUCUGGAGUUGAAGAAGGCCUUCACAGAGCUUCAAGCUAAGGUUAUUGACACUCAACAGAAAGUGAAGCUUGCAGAUAUCCAGAUUGAACAACUGAACAGAACGAAAAAGCAUGCGCAUCUUACAGAUACAGAAAUUAUGACUUUGGUAGAUGAGACUAACAUGUAUGAAGGUGUAGGAAGAAUGUUUAUUCUUCAGUCCAAGGAGGUAAUUCAUAAUCAGCUGUUGGAGAAACAGAAGAUAGCAGAAGAAAAAAUUAAAGAACUAGAGCAGAAAAAGUCCUACCUGGAGCGGAGUGUUAAGGAAGCUGAGGACAACAUCCGAGAGAUGCUGAUGGCACGAAGAGCACAGUGAGCCUCUAAGACACUCUCCCUUUAGACCCCUGUCGUCUUGGCAAGGGUGGAAGGACCUGUGCAGCCUGGCAGCCUCUUUUCACCCAAGUGGACAUUUCAACUGGUUGGGCCAGAAACCAACCCUACAUUUUCUGUAUUGCCCUGAGCCACUUUCGGGUUCUGCUCUGUAUAUUCCCCCAGCUUUGCUGUCCUGGAUGCUUAUCUCUCUGAAGUGAUCCAUAAAUUCCCAGAGCGGGAAGAUAGGAGCCAGGGUAGAGGGCAGGGCCUAGGUGACCCUGCCAUAGAAGAUAGGCCAAUAAAAGAUUUCUGUCUCGUU